AUGGGGAUUUGGCUGCUCACCCAAAACAUUCGUGCAAUGUGGAAGGAGUGGGAGUUGCGGUUGCUCAUCCUCCUUAGCUUGUUCGUCCAGUUGACCCUCGCGAGUUUGGGUAGCAAGAGGAAAACCAGUUCCACGUACUGGGUCCAAUUUGUGGUCUGGACGACCUACCUAUUGGCCGACUCCAUCGCAAUCCUCACGCUCGGCGUCCUCUCGAACCGCCUGGCCAACAUCAAGGAAAUGAAGGGGACGUUGGAUCCAAAGAGCCAGAUUACAGCGUUCUGGGCGCCGUUUCUUCUCCUCCACUUGGGCGGGCCCGACACAAUCACCGCUUAUGCCCUGGCGGACAACGAGCUAUGGCUGAGGCAGUUGGCGCGGUUUUGCGUCAAGCUAGGACUAGCGUCUUACAUUUACUUCAUGGCCUUGUCGGGGUCUGCACUGUCCAUAUUGGCGCAGGGUAUGAUCCUGGUGGGGUUCAUCAAAUAUGCAGAGAGGACAUUGUGUAUGUACUUAGCGAGCAGCAGUCGACUUCGAGAUUUGUUGCAGCCGGUUCCCAAAAUAGGUCCCGUGUACUCUAGGAAAAUGGAGCAGUACGCUCUGAAGAAAGAGGAAGGUUACCGGGUCAGAACUGAAGAGGUCACAGAGAUUGAGGAUUUCUCAGUGUAUAUCGGUCAAGCCUACGAAGAAGAAAAAGCCAGGACUCUGGUCCAAGCCUAUGAGUUGUUCAAGAUCUUCAAGCUUCUCUUCAUGGGCCUGGUCCUCAACUCUGGCGACCUCAAGGCCAGUAAGCGCGUGUUCAUGGAUCCGGGCAUGAAUUCGAAGAAGGCUUUCGAGAUCGUGGAGAUCGAGCUUGGGUUCAUGUACGAUCUGCUUUACACCAAGGUGCCGCUGUUGAACCGUGCUUGGGGCAUCAUUCGGUGGAUCAUCAAUCUCUCGGUGCCGUGUACCGUGUUGGUAUUACUCGUCUUACAAGAUAGGAAGAGUUACGCUAAAGUUGACGUCCGUAUAACUUUCUUGCUUUUAAGUGUGACUAUACUUUUAGAGAUUUACUCGCUUCUUCAAGCAUUUUCAUCCGAUUGGGUCGACCGCUGGCUGCUUCAGAGACCCAGGGGAUCCACAAUUUCGUCUGCCGUCGGUUUUCUCCGGUUCUUGCCAAACCAAAGAUGGGAGCAUUCCGUGGCCCAGCUUAGCUUCUUGAGAUUAAUCAUUGGGAAGAGAAACAGGAUCUUCCAAAAGUGCGCAAGGCUCAAGUUAGACGAGAAGGUGGGGAAUAAUUUCAACAUCACUUACAGAGAGUUUAAGAUGAACAGCAAAGAAUGGAUCCUCAGUCACUUGAGGGAAUUGCCGGAAGAGAGGAGGUUGGUGACUCUCAAGGAGGAGGUGAGCCGACUACUGAAGGUGUCAAACCUCGGUCAUCUGACAUGGAGUGUGGAAGCGGUGGGGUUCGAGCAAAGCAUCAUCAUCUGGCAUAUCGCCACUGAGCUCUGUCACUAUGAGGACCGUGACAGGAUGAAGGACGAAAUGUCGGAAUACGUCACAGAAUUCAAGAUGAGUAAGUUGGUCUCUCGGUACAUGCUCUAUCUUUUAGUAUUCCAUCCUUCCAAGUUGCCAAUGGUGAUUGGAGAGAUUCGAUACCAAGACACUUUGGUCGACGCUCAGAAGUUCUUUGAGGACCGGAAAGAGGACACGAAAAAGGCACCCCCUUCGGGUCGUUGCGGCUGCAACAAAGCACACAAGUCAAGAGAGUCGCGCCAUCUGUGCAAAGUCUACCGUCUUCUUCUCCAAAUGAGAACUGACCUCCCCCCACAUAAGUUGCGUGCAGACAAAAGCACGUCAGUGCUGUUUGACGCGUUCCAUCUCGCAUGCCAGUUAAUGGAAGACGACAGGAAAUGGAACGCGAUCAGCAGGUUCUGGGCAAAGAUGCUGAUAUGCUCGGUUCGCGAAACCAAAGGGUACGAACACUGUGACAGCCUGAGCAAAGGAGGAGAGCUUCUCAGCCAUAUAUGGCUUCUCAUGGCACAUCUCGGCAUAGUGCAAACAGUCCACCCUCCCGGAGGAGACUGCAUUACCAAACUGAUCGUGAAGUAG
This is a messenger RNA of Eucalyptus grandis, 2085 nucleotides long. RefSeq lists its product as uncharacterized. NCBI's taxonomy places the organism in Eukaryota, Viridiplantae, Streptophyta, Magnoliopsida, Myrtales, Myrtaceae. Bases 1 to 2085 code for a protein of 694 amino acids. The transcript has a single exon. The record is from RefSeq and is a predicted model, not a curated record.